AUGAGUUUCUUUUCUGUCGCGACCAUUGCGGCUGUCUGCCUUCUCACCUGCACAUCAGCUCAGCCCGCUCUCAAAGACGUCACAUUCGAAGCAGGCAUUCGACAGGACCGCGCUACUAACAAGUGGGGCGGCCCAUGCGUGGCCGACCUUGAUCAGGACGGGCACUACGACCUAAUACUCUCUCAUCAUCUCAAGGACCCGGUGCAACUAUACUUUGGAAAGGGCGAUGGGACCUUUAUCAAACGCGUUGACUUCGAGACAAAAUUUAAAGAUGUGCACGGAAUACAGGUGGGACCACGUACUGCGAAGACACGGGAGCGCAUACUUUCCGUUUCUGUCGGUGGCGGCAGAGGUUCUAACCUGAAGAGACCGGAGCUCUUUUCGGUGAAACCAGAUAGAAGCAUCAAGGAUAUAUCCACAUCUUACGGAUUUGGGAAAAUCAAGAGCAGGGGACGAAACUCGAUUUUCAUGAACCUUGACAUGAAAAGCUCCUCUGCAAAGCGCAAAAGUGGUGGUGGCCCAGAUAUUAUCUUCGCUAGCUAUCUGGGAGUAAGUCUCGGAAGCCUUAGGCAAUAUUCCUACCAGAACAACAACGGGUACUACAGUUUCCGCCCGAUUCCAGUGUUUGCCAGGCAGCUGCGGGGCAGAGUGGAGGUCACUGACAUUGAUGGGGAUGGCGUAAUGGAAAUCAUCAGCAUCCGACACCUCGAAAUAUUCAAGCUUGUCGCUCCGUUCACGUUUGCCGAAAUCACAUCUCAGGUGCUUCCACCAGACUUCACAAUGCCAAGACUGUCAGGAACUUCUGUGGUAGAAUUUGACAUGGAUAACGACGGGGACAUGGACCUCUAUGUCGCCCGAGCGGAUCGUCGCCGAAUGACCCUCUCGGACAGCCUACCGGGGGAUGAUCAUACUGAUUUUCUUCUUGAAAAUCGGGGCGGGAAGUAUGUAGAUGUGUCGGAAAAGGCUGGCAUACGAGAGCGAAGAGACAGCAUGGGAGUCACGGCAGGUGACUUCAACAACGAUGGAUUUGUCGAUCUGUUUAUCACCACGUGGAAAGGCCGAGACUAUUUUCUCAUGAACAAAGGGGGUGGCAGGUUCAACACUAUCAUUGACACACAAAUCAGGAAACCAACGAAAGUGAUUGGUAAUAAUGGUAUGGCAUUUGACUACAAUAGGGAUGGGAGGAUUGAUCUCAUGGUAGGGCAGGGAGAUCGUGAAGGGCCAAAAGGAUAUUGGCGACUGCUAAAAAAUGUGAUGCAGCUCACGAACGAGAGAAAUUACCUUCACGUAUUCGUGAGAAAUGCGCAGAACCGAGGUGCUACUUCGCUCCACGCAGUGGUUACUGUAGUGACCGGGCGAAGGCGAAUGACUCGACGAGUUGGUUCUCGUGGGGCUCAGGCCGGCGGAGGGUCGUAUCUGGACACGGUCCACUUUGGAUUUGGCUCCUUCCGAGAGGCUACGGUCGUGAUGGUGCGAUGGUCGAACGGCGUGACUCAACGUAAAUACAAGGUGCGCGCGAAUCAAAGGAUAACAUUUGGCGUUCUUUGA
Messenger RNA from Chondrus crispus (carragheen), 1548 nucleotides. RefSeq lists its product as hypothetical. The record is from RefSeq and is a predicted model, not a curated record. NCBI's taxonomy places the organism in Eukaryota, Rhodophyta, Florideophyceae, Gigartinales, Gigartinaceae. Bases 1 to 1548 code for a protein of 515 amino acids. The transcript has a single exon.